Molecule: messenger RNA, 722 nt
Organism: Aplysia californica (California sea hare)
Lineage: Eukaryota; Metazoa; Mollusca; Gastropoda; Aplysiida; Aplysiidae
Product: 3-oxo-5-alpha-steroid 4-dehydrogenase 1
Biological process (GO): steroid biosynthetic process
Cellular component (GO): membrane
Molecular function (GO): 3-oxo-5-alpha-steroid 4-dehydrogenase activity
Source: RefSeq, a predicted model, not a curated record
CCUGCCUUCACUCUUCAGGGUUUCGUUCAGUUGUUGUGGACUUGGCGUUGGUGGCGACAUGGCGAUGUUUGGGUCGACGUUAGAUUACUAUAUUUCUCUGGUUUUGCAAAAUGAAGAGAAGGCUACUAGUAUUCUCUCAUACAUAUUUCUGUUUUGGGGAUUUUCAGUGCUGAUAUCUCUUCAAACUGUGACUGCUCCUUAUGGACGUUAUGCACGAUCCGGUUGGGGAUUAGCUGUGCCGGUGAAAUUCGCAUGGAUCGUACAGGAGUUCCCUUCAUUUGCUGUACCUUUAUUUGUAGCGUUUUAUAGUGAAUGUCCAAAGGAGAGCAAUGUGUUGAACCGAUUCGCAUUAGGACUAUUUUUGUUUCAUUAUUUUCAAAGAACGUUCAUCUUCCCGAUGUUGAUCAGGGGCGGUAAGCCCACACCUAUGGUACCUUUUGUCAUGGCCAUCUUCUUCUGCAUGCUCAACGGCUACCUCCAGAGCACGCAUCUGCUUAAGUUCGCCGACCUGGGCCAGUCGCCGCUGUCCUACCUCAGGGUCGCUGCUGGUGGUAUCAGGAAAAAUUUGAUGACUAUCCCAAGAACAGAAAAGCUCUGAUUCCUUUUGUGUUGUAACUCAAGAGUGGCAUCGUGCAAUCUCCCACCCCUUCCCAGCUGCUGAGACAGAAGUAAUAUAAUGUGAGGCAUCGUGGUGAAACCAGGCGCUCGUUAAAAAGGACAAA